This is a messenger RNA of Mesorhabditis spiculigera, 3033 nucleotides long. Lineage: Eukaryota; Metazoa; Nematoda; Chromadorea; Rhabditida; Rhabditidae. The record is from the annotation of a GenBank genome assembly.
AUGGAUGGUAAUGAGUCGAAGGGGAAUCAGAUAGAAAUGGAAGCAAACCCAAAACCCCACGCAAAUACGUUUGGGUCUUAUUUUCAUCUAGAUCCGGACAAAGUGUUAACCGCGUAUGGUAGAUUUGGACGCUAUCAGAUGUUUUCCUAUUUCGUGACUACAAUUGUAAUGCUUUUGUAUUGUAUGAAUAUGAUGGUGAUGCCAUUUAUCACCGAGGAUAUCGAUUUUCAUUGCAAGAUUCCGAAUCCGGACAAUAGGGCUUUGAUAUACACCCAACCCGAUAAAUGUACAAUUCUUGACGGAAAUGGCUGGAAAAUCCGGUGUAAUGACAUUCCGGGCGCCACCUACGAGUACAACACGACAAUUCACGGCUCUUUAACUUCCCAGUUUGACUUGGUUUGUGACGAAUUUGAGUCGACUGAACAUUCAUCAUCAAUUUAUCUAUUUGGCGGGAUGAUAGCUUCCCCAAUCGUUACCCAAAUGUCCGAUAUUUUUGGGAGACGUCGGAUGUUUCUCUGGCCGCUCUACCUAUCUGUCGUUAGCAACCUAGCGGCAGCUUUUGUUCCGAAUUAUACUCUGUUUUUGGUUCUACGAUUUUUCGCUGGCUUUGGGACUAUGGGGUUUGUCUCUACAGCUUUUACGUUGAGCACCGAAUCCGUAUCUACGGCUUUCCGGGAUUUCCUUCCAUUUUUGCCUACACUAAUUUGGGUAAUUGGCUAUAUGAUGGCUGGACUCCUAAAAUUGUGGAUCGAAAACUGGAGGAUGUUGUACUUUGCUGUUUCGGCCCCUGGGAUAUUUUUAAUUCCGCUUACCUGGUUUACCCCGGAGUCUAUUCAUUGGCUAAUCACAAAUCGGAAGCAUUCAGAAGUGAAAAAAUAUAUCAAAACCGCAAGCCGCAUCAACAAGAUCGAGCUUGUACUCGCUGAAUGUAAAGAUGAUAGUCGUCGCGAAACCUUGACUGAAGCUCCAAAACGGACCAUUCUGGAUAUCUUCCGGCACAAAGGGCUGUUGCUUCAGAUGUUUUUGAACGCGCUUGUUUACACAGUGAUGAACGCCACCUAUUGGGGUUUAUCUUUAUUCUCCACCGAUCUUUCUGAGAACAAAAUGACUGGAUUUUUCCUAUCCGGACUGAUCGAGCUACCGGCCGGGCUACUCGGAAUAUUCUUUAUGUACUAUUUUCCGCGACGGUUCGUGAGUUGUGGAGCGUUGAUGAUGCAGGGUGUCGCGCUCGUUUGUGCGGCAUAUUUACCUGGCUCCCCUCAUUUCCUGCUCGUUUUUGCGCUGGCUGCAAAGUUUAUGAAUUGUAUCGCUUGGGGGAUAAAUCCGCUUAUGGUUUCGGAAAUGGCACCGACAACUGUCAGAAACGGUUUUGUCGGAUUAGCAUCUUUUAUUGGUGACGUUGGAUCGGUACUUGCACCAUAUUUAAAAAGAUUGGAAGCAAUCCAUCCCUCGGCACCCAGCCUACUUUUGGCUGCUUCAUCAGUAUUAGCCGGUUUUUGUGUAUUGUUAAUGCCGGAGACUAAAGAUAAAAAGAUGCCGGAUGACCUUGAUAACUUCGACGCGGGGCCGCUACGCAAAUAUUUGGGGUGCUUGAAAGAGGAGAAAAUCCCUCCAGCCACGGGUAAUGGUGAAGUUGCUUUACUAGAAGAACGGCACGACAUGGGCGAAGCCUCAAAGUCAAGGAGUCUCAACUUCACGCUAGAGGAGCUUCUUGGGCUUACACCGGAACCAAAUGAUAAGUCGCCUCGAACUAUACGAGCGGAAAACAGCAACCGACCACCGACACGGCAUGGCCGAGAUUCUGUCGGAAAUUUACUACACGAUGCUCCUGCACGGUAUGAAGAACCGGAAGUUGUCGCCCCAGAGCCGGAGGACGAAGCUUUUGAUACGGAGGAAGAUUUUGUAAGCAAAUUAAACGCGCUUCGACGACGCUCUCUAGUGAGCACCAAACUACCCGGCGACCGCCCUGAUGCAAGACGGCGUCUAGAAAGUAUGCCCGAAUCUCCAACUACCUCUGUGGAUCUCCGUCCCACUUCCAAAUCGUCAAAAUCCGGGUCCACAAAGUCAAACGCAAGCGAGAAUACCUAUAAUAUAUCUGCUGGAAAUGGUCAUUCUCGACCAAAAACAGCUGCUCCGCGACCGGAGUUCACUUCUGUAACGUCAAAAUACCAUCAACCAGGCCCAGAACAGUCCUCAGCAGCUUACGAGAGUUGGAUGCGAAAGAAAAGGGCUGAGAGCCGGAGGAAAAGAGAAGAAGAGCGAAAACGAGAAGAAAGAGCACGAAAAGAAGCCGAAGACAAGAAGAAAAAUGCCGAAAAGGUUUUUGAGAGGUGGAAGCGGACGAAUGAUGAGAGAAUCGCUGAGCAACGACGACAAGAAGAACGAAAACGAAGGAAGGCUCAAGAAAAAGCUGCACAGGUGUUGAAAAUGAAGAAAUCGGAGGCAGAGAAGGCAUACGAUGCUUGGAAGCGGGCUUACGAUGAGAAUCUCGAAAAAAACAAGAGAGGAGCGCAUGUUUCAAAGUUGGCGAAAGAAAGGGCAGAGCAAGAAGACAAAGAUGAACAACGUGCAAAUGCUACAGCAGCUUUUGAGGCUUGGACUGAAGCAAAAGAAGAAGAGGAAAUUGAAGCUAAAAAGAAAGCGCAGGCCUUGAAAGAAGAGGAAAAACGCAAAAACAUAAUUGUUAAAGAAUACAAGGAAAUGCUUGCAAAUCAAUCGUAUGAUGUUUGGCUGCAAAUGAAGGGUGAAGAAUUAGCGUGGUCACGGCUGAACCGAGAUAUGGAAGAUACGCAUUUGUACGAGCGGGUUAUACCCUGGGUUCCGCCUUCAAACACUGUAGCUAGACGUCGUAGCCCAUCUGGACAACCGAGAAGAAGAUCACUAGAACCAAGACAAAGAGCUGCUUCCGCCACGUCGCUACGUGCUCCAUUUGCCGAUCGUCUAGGCCCAAUCCCAAUCCCUCGUCCACCCGUCCGACGUACUCAGUCAGCUCACAAAACUCGCCCAAGUACGGCCUCAAGGAUCAUAAAAUCA